Messenger RNA from Thrips palmi, 2091 nucleotides. RefSeq names its product 4-aminobutyrate aminotransferase, mitochondrial (gene Gabat). The transcript has 8 exons. Gene Ontology annotation, molecular function: pyridoxal phosphate binding. NCBI's taxonomy places the organism in Eukaryota, Metazoa, Arthropoda, Insecta, Thysanoptera, Thripidae. The record is from RefSeq and is a predicted model, not a curated record. Gene Ontology annotation, cellular component: mitochondrion. Gene Ontology annotation, biological process: GABA catabolic process. Bases 97 to 1575 code for a protein of 492 amino acids.
CGCGCUGGGCUGGGACUGGACGGACUCAGUGCAUACCGAGCGGGGGAGGAGCGGAGCGCGGUUGCUGUCGGUGCCUGGCUGUAUUGAUCCAGGAACAUGGCAGCGUCCACAGCAUCUUUCGCCCAGCUGUUCAGGCUGCAGAGUCCUCUGCGAGCAGGAUGCCGCUCCCUGCACAUGCUCGCUGGCGAGCCCCAGGGCCCCGUGGUGAAGACCGAGAUCCCCGGGCCGCGCUCCAAGGAGCUCCUCGGCGAGCUGUCCUCCAUCCAGCAAUCAGGCUCCGUGCAGCUCUUCGCUGACUAUGAGCGCUCGCUGGGGAACUACCUCGUGGACGCGGACGGCAACUGCAUGCUGGACGUGUACACCCAGAUCUCCUCCAUGCCCCUCGGCUACAACCACCCCGACCUGCUGCGAGUGCUGGACAACCCCUACAACGUGAAAACGAUGGUGAACCGGCCGGCGCUGGGCGUGUUCCCAGGACAGGACUGGCCCAAGCGGCUCAACAAGAUCCUGACCCAGGUGGCGCCCCCGGGGCUGACCCAGCUCACCACCAUGAUGUGCGGCUCGUGCUCCAACGAGAACGCCUACAAGAACAUGUUCAUGCGCUACCGCCGGCAGCAGCGCGGCGAGGACGUGGGCUUCACCAAGGAGGAGAUGGAGUCCUGCAUGAUCAACCAGGCGCCCGGCUCGCCCAACCUGUCCAUCCUGUCCUUCCAGGGCGCCUUCCACGGCCGCACCAUGGGCGUGCUGUCCACCACGCACUCCAAGGCCAUCCACAAGCUGGACGUGCCGGCGUUCGACUGGCCCAUCGCGCGCUUCCCGGUCUACAAGUACCCGCUGGAGGAGAACGAGCGCGAGAACGCGGAGGAGGACAAGCGGUGCCUGGCCAUGGUGGACGACUUGUUCGAGCAGUGGAAGAAGAAGGGGUGCGACGUGGCGGGCAUCACGGUGGAGCCCAUCCAGGCCGAGGGCGGCGACAACCCCGGCUCCCCUGCCUUCUUCCAGGGCCUGCAGCGCAUCGCGCACAAGCACGGCGCGGCCCUGCUCAUCGACGAGGUGCAGACGGGCGGCGGUCCGACGGGCAAGUUCUGGUGCCACGAGCACUUCGACCUGCCCACCGCGCCCGACGUCGUCACCUUCUCCAAGAAGAUGCUGAUGGGCGGCUACUUCCACAAGCCCGACCUAACGCCCAACUUGCCGUACCGCGUGUUCAACACGUGGAUGGGCGACCCGGGCAAGCUGCUGCUGCUGCAGGAGGUCCUCAAGGUGGUGCGCCGCGACGAGCUGCUGAGCGUGGUGCGCGCCGCGGGCGACGUCCUCUACAAGGGCCUCCGCAGCCUGGAGAAGGAGUUCCCCAACCUGCUGUCCGCGACCCGCGGCCGGGGCACGUUCCUGGCCGUGGACGCGCCCAGCGGCAAGGUCCGCGACGACCUGGUGGCGCGACUCCGAGCCAAAGGUGUGCAGUCCGGCGGCUGCGGCGAGCAGAGCAUCCGACUUCGGCCCGCCCUCAUCUUCCAAGAGCAGCACGCGCACAUAUUCUUGGACAUCUUCCGCCAGGUCCUCAAGGAAACCAACUAACGGGAUGAGAUUCUUACACCUUUUGUGAAUAUCAGAGACAAUUUGUCAUAAAAUUAUAAUUUAUUAAGCAUUGAUACAUGCAACUAAAUCAGGUAUGAGAAUUUAUGCCACCCAAGUGGCAGGUAAAAUAGCUUUAUAAAAUAAAAGACAUCACCUUCAAGCAAAAAGUACGUACUCAUAAAUGAUUUACCUCUCAUUUAAAGAGUUAUCAAAAUAAAAACAAAAAACAAGAGAUGUAAAAAUACAUUUCUAUUAAGAGAGGAUAAUUGUGUGCCAUUCAUGAAAAAUAUUAUUAGAGGCCACUUUCAAUACGACAGUCCUGAUUUCACUCUAGAGAAGUGAUGAAAGAAGCGACAGUUUUCACUAGAAUUGUGAGCAACCGUGAUAUUGAAUCAAUGUCUUCCAUUGCAUGAUACUUUAAACAAUGUAAAUAAUGUCUUCCAAAACUUAUUUGUAGAAUGUUACACAAAUGACAUGAGAUUGCAUACCAAUAAAUACGUGUGUGAUAAAAUGAAA